Molecule: messenger RNA, 1731 nt
Organism: Paramacrobiotus metropolitanus
Lineage: Eukaryota; Metazoa; Tardigrada; Eutardigrada; Parachela; Macrobiotidae
Product: glycoprotein 3-alpha-L-fucosyltransferase A-like
Exons: 2
Cellular component (GO): membrane
Molecular function (GO): alpha-(1->3)-fucosyltransferase activity
Source: RefSeq, a predicted model, not a curated record
AGCUGUCACUUGGUGACCAGUUUUAUUAUAGAGAUAGUGGUAUCUUAAGAUUCUGCGGCGGAUUAGGCUGCAUAGAAAUAAUGGUUGAGUACUUGUACUUACUUCCUGUAAAGCCGUAACAAUAAUGUUGUUGUGUUGAACGGUUUUGUUGGAAAGCGUCGUACACAGCAGCGUACAGUACUUACGUUACGGCUUAAGCGCAUGAUGGGUUUCGGGAGGGAAGGCCAGCUAACGCGACGUAUUAGAGCGACCACAAUUUUUGGCAAUACUCGUAGCUGAUUACCGAACCGUUUACCGUAGUAACAGACUUCGGCUUGUUAUCAAAUUCUAAAUAAAAUAAAUUAUCUUUCUUUACCACUAGAGUUGCUUUUUAAUUUUAUGCAGAUCCAGUGUUGUUUUAAACGUUCAAAUGUACUAAAAUAUUACCUUCUGAAGCAAUCGCGCGUUUAUAUUUCCCUGUUUUUAUUUCGAAUACCGUAAGAUAGAUAUAGUACAGUACAAUGAGUAGGUAUAAUACAUCAUUGCCUUCGUCGAACGCCAAGACGGAUAAAUACAGUACAUAAGCAUAAACUUUCCUCCUGUACUGUAUCCACGCUGGUUUAGAAGCUGUGUUGAAUUGUUUAUCAACGCAGCGUGAUGCAGCUUGGUCCUCUCGUAAUUUAUUUUUAUUUCUUGGUGCAUUGCACUGUUUUCGGUACUUUGGUAAACGAAACAGAAAAGGUCAUUUUACUGCACUCCCGGUACUACCAUGGACCCUGGAGACUACCCAAAGACCGCAAGAUUUUCCAAGAUCUCCACUGCCCUGUGAGUAAUUGUAAAUUAACCGAAGACCCGCAGCAGUAUUCCCGCGCGGACGCCGUAAUUUUCCACGGGCCCGAUCUGUCGGUGAACAUCCCGGAUAAGCUACCGCAGCAGCGAUGGGUCUUCUUGACAAUCGAACCCCCCGACGAAUUACCCAACUUGCAGUCGCACCGGAAACUCUUGGAUCUCAUCGACUGGACGAGUACGUACAGCUCGGAAUCGGAUAUUCGCAUCGUCUACGGCAAGUUCAUCAGCGGCCAGCCAUCGCCGAUUCAGUACCCUUUCUCACCCACCCCCCAACCCCGCAUCGCUUCGCAGAUUGUAGACGAAUGUGGUACCGGAAAUCAGCGUGAUCUCUAUCUGCGGACGCUCACAUCCCAGUUGGGCGCGGAUAAAAUGCGGGUGUUCGGGCAGUGCGGGGAUGGUUUCUGCCGAGAUAUGACGGAGGCGCAGUGUCUGGAGAUGGUCAGUCGGAGUUAUCGCUUCUAUUUGGCCUUCGAACGGACCAACUGCCGCGAAUAUAUUUCCGAAGAAUUCUGGAGGAAAGCGCUACAGAGUAAUCUUAUCCCCGUCGCGAUGGGCGGCCAGAGGAUUGAUUACGAGCGUUAUGCGCCACCGCAGAGUUUUAUCCACGCGGCGGACUUCAAUUCAACGAAGCAGUUCACAGAGUUUUUGGUUAAGCUCAGCAAAGACACCGAGCGAUAUCAGCAGUAUUUCGAUUGGCAGGCACUGGGUGCGGCCAGGGUAGGGAUCAAUGGGAAGAAUAUUAGUAGUAAUAAAUAUUGGUGUGAUUUGUGCGCGGCGCUUAACGAGCCCGACGAGAUCAGGAAGCCGCGUGCCCGCACCCGACCCAUCUGGAAAUGGUGGACUGCGGACACUCAAUGUGAUAAUAAACUUGUUUGGCAUGAUUUACUGACGAAAAUAAAAGAU